This is a messenger RNA of Drosophila obscura, 1470 nucleotides long. Its product is annotated as GDP-fucose protein O-fucosyltransferase 1. Gene Ontology annotation, molecular function: peptide-O-fucosyltransferase activity. The transcript has 2 exons. The record is from RefSeq and is a predicted model, not a curated record. Bases 41 to 1249 code for a protein of 402 amino acids. Gene Ontology annotation, biological process: protein O-linked glycosylation via fucose; Notch signaling pathway. Lineage: Eukaryota; Metazoa; Arthropoda; Insecta; Diptera; Drosophilidae.
UGCCUCUCAGUCAGAAGUGGAUGCAGACGAAGCCGGCAGAAUGCAGUGGCUUCAAUUAAAGUUCCCUUUUAUUUAUUUAAUUUGCACAGUAACAGCCGCAGCAUGGGCCAAUUUGGAGCGGGAUCCCAACGGCUAUCUCACCUACUGUCCCUGCAUGGGGCGCUUUGGCAACCAAGCUGAUCAUUUUCUGGGCUCAUUGGCCUUUGCCAAGGGUCUGAAUCGCACCCUUAUUCUGCCGCCAUGGGUGGAGUACCGCAAGGGUGAAAUGCGCUCCCGACAGGUGCCCUUCAAUACGUACUUUGAUGUGGAGCCGCUCAAGGACUACCACCGGGUCAUACUGAUGUCGGACUUUAUGUGGCAUCUGGCGGACGACGUCUGGCCGGAAUCGGAGCGUGUGUCCUUCUGCUACAUGGAGCGCAAGAGCCUACAGCAGGAGAAGAACAAUCCGGACGAGCCCAACUGCCAUGCCAAGGAUGGAAAUCCCUUUGGCCCCUUCUGGGACACCUACAACAUUGACUUUGUCAAGUCGGAGUUCUAUGGACCGCUGCACUUCGAUGUGCACCACAGCUCCAUGGCAACCAAGUGGCAAAGCAAAUACUCAGCCGAGUCCUGGCCAGUGCUCGCGUUUACAGGCGCCCCAGCCAGCUUCCCUGUCCAGCUGGAAAACCGUGAGCUGCAGAAGCAUAUGCAAUGGAGUGCCAAGUAUAGGGACGCUGCCAGGGACUUUAUACGGAAAGUACUGCCCCGUGGAGCCUUCGUGGGCAUCCACCUGCGCAAUGGCAUCGACUGGGUGAGGGCCUGUGAGCACGUCAAGGAUAGCCAGCAUCUGUUCGCUUCGCCCCAGUGCCUGGGCUACAAGAACGAGCGUGGCUCACUCUAUCCCGAGCUCUGCAUGCAGACCAAGGAAUCCAUAGUGCGACAGCUGAAGAGGACCAUCAAGAAUGUGCGCCAGACCCAGCCCAACAAUGAGAUCAAGUCCGUUUUUGUGGCCUCGGAUGCUAAUCACAUGAUCGGCGAGCUCAACGUGGCGCUCAGCCGCAUGGGCAUCAGCGUGCACAGGCUGCCCGAAGAUGAUCCCCACCUAGAUUUGGCCAUUUUGGGGCAAUCGAACCAUUUCAUUGGCAACUGCAUCUCAUCGUAUAGUGCAUUUGUGAAACGCGAGAGGGACUCGCACGGUUUUCCAUCCUACUUUUGGUCCUUCCCGAAGGAGAAGGACCGCCAGCAGUCCAAGGCGCAUGAAGAGCUAUAAAUCUCCGGCAGAAAUCUCAGCAGAACGCAAUCCAGACAGACCAGCAGCACCCACUGCAUGUAGUUGUAAGCUAGAAAAGUAUUCCAAUCCACGCAUUUAACGAGAAUUUGUUUUUACAUUCGAUUUACUUAGAAAUUUAUUCAAGCUAUCCGCGCAUUCUUGAAAAUAAUUUAGUUUGUAAUUCAAAUGCCCCGAAAUAUGUGGUUUUUCCUGGACACUCA